Molecule: messenger RNA, 2398 nt
Organism: Ictalurus punctatus (channel catfish)
Lineage: Eukaryota; Metazoa; Chordata; Actinopteri; Siluriformes; Ictaluridae
Gene: mapkapk3
Product: MAPK activated protein kinase 3
Exons: 10
Coding region: 397-1620 (407 amino acids)
Biological process (GO): toll-like receptor signaling pathway; peptidyl-serine phosphorylation; protein autophosphorylation
Cellular component (GO): nucleus; cytoplasm
Molecular function (GO): ATP binding; mitogen-activated protein kinase binding; calcium-dependent protein serine/threonine kinase activity
Source: RefSeq, a predicted model, not a curated record
AAGGCGUUUCCACACUACAUAGCGCACUAUUUGAGCUCUUGAUGCGCGUUUGGCACCGAGCCGGAGAGGAACGCGCACGCAGCCGGUCAGCGUUCUCUUUAAAAACUCCGUGACUUUCUCCCAGCACUACUCCCGAGUGCUCAGAGUUGGGGGGCUGACAGUAAGAGCUAUGUUUCUAUGAAGGACCCAGGGAUUUUUCAGUCUGUACUAACUCAUCUAGAUUUCAGAGCAGAACCUGAGGAGGUGCAGAAUAAAGGCGUGUUGUUUGAGAUGAGUGUUGCGCGCCAGUAAAAUCACGCCGGAUUUAGGCUGGGUGCGUGGAGGGUCAUCACCGACGUGGAAUCGCUUUGCAAAAGUUCUUUUGCAAAACAACAACAACAACAACAACAACAAAACAUGCUGCAAAAUGGAAAAACCAAAGAAGAGCAGCCCGAGACGAAAUCCGAAACGGAAAGCGAGAGUAAGAGUGAAAGCGCAGAGACCAAACCGGAGAAGGAGCGCGAGUCCACACAGUUCCCCAUGCCCAAUCCUAACCCUGCUGCUGGAUACCCGAAACUGGAGAUCAAACGCAACGCCGUGACGGACGACUACAAGAUCUCCACUCAGGUCCUCGGUUUGGGGAUCAACGGCAAAGUGCUGGAGUGUUUUAACAAGAAAACCGGGCAGAAGUGCGCCCUGAAGAUUCUCUACGACAGCCCGAAAGCGCGCCGCGAGGUGGAGUUGCACUGGCGCGUCUCCAGCGGGCAGCACAUAGUGCGUAUCCUGAGCCUCUAUGAAAACAUGCACCACGGGAAAAAGUGCCUGCUCAUUAUCAUGGAAUGUAUGGAAGGUGGAGAGCUCUUCAGUAGGAUUCAGGCCAGAGGAGACCAGGCCUUUACUGAGAGAGAGGGCUCUGAGAUCAUGCGAGACAUCGGCACUGCCAUUGAGUACCUGCACAACAUGAACAUCGCACACAGAGACAUCAAGCCCGAGAACCUGCUCUACAACAGCAAAGACUCCAACUGCGUCCUCAAACUCACAGACUUCGGCUUUGCGAAGGAAACCACACUGCACAACCCACUGCAGACGCCGUGCUACACUCCGUACUACGUCGCUCCCGAGGUUCUCGGUCCUGAGAAAUACGACAAAUCAUGUGACAUGUGGUCUCUGGGUGUGAUCAUGUACAUCCUGUUGUGUGGCUUUCCACCGUUCUACUCCAACACAGGUCAGGCAAUUUCACCAGGCAUGAAGCGGCGCAUCCGCUUGGGCCAGUACGAGUUUCCCAACCCCGAGUGGGCCGAAGUGUCAGAGGAGGCCAAACAGUUGAUUAACCAGCUGCUGAAGACUGACCCUAACGAGAGGAUGACCAUCACACAGUUCAUGAACCAUCCCUGGAUCAAUCGGUCCAUGGUGGUUCCUCCAACGCCGCUGCACACCACGCGCGUCCUCACUGAGGAUAGAGAACUGUGGGACGAAGUGAAGGAGGAGAUGACGAGUGCUCUUGCCACCAUGCGCGUGGACUAUGACCAGGUGAAGAUUAAAGACCUAGAUACCUCCAGCAACCCACUGCUCAACAAGAGAAGGAAGAAAGCGGCAGCGGCAGGAGGAAAGGGCGGAGCCACUGUCUGUAACAGCCAAUGAGGCGCAAGGGAGAGACUGAAAGAAGAGGACAAAUGGACAGAUUUAUGGAUGAGUGGCACAGAGCGUGGGGAGGUGGAGGAGGAAGUGAAUGUGAGGACAGAAUGAGGACACUCCUUCACUGUAACCAGCACAUCUCACACCUGCCCACACACACACACACACGCAUGUAGAUGCUUCUAUAUGUGUUGUUUAUAUAUUUUUUCAAACAUUCAGUUGCAUAUGUGUAUUUUAUAAGUGUGUGUGUGUGUGUGUGUGUGUGUGUGUGUGUGUGUGUGUGUGUGUGUUCGCUGCAUUCAUAAUGCCUUGAGUUUAUUAAUACAGAAGCUUUCCCGAGACACUACACACCAACGGUACACUGCCAGUGUAAAGCAGUCAAGUUUAUCCUUCCUCCUCACUGCCUCCUCUUCCUCGUCUACUCGGGCAAGAAGAAGAUAGACUCUAUGAGAACACACAUUUCAGUGGACACGCUCACUACUAGGACUGAUUGUGUGUGUGUUUUGUACUUCACUUGAUGGGGUGCAUCAUGAUUCAUCAUCAUUUCUUCAUGUCUUUCUCUUUUAGCUCCUUUUUUGAUCGGAAGAAAGUUUUCAUUGUUUCAUGUGUUAACCUGACACUUGACACUUGCAGCAGCAUUUUGGCCAAAAAAGGUUUUUUUGUGAUGUUUGACAUUUCCCAUAGAGUCUUUUAUUAUGAAUUUGCUAAGUAAAAUUUGCCAGAGAGCAAUCACUGUAUUUAAGGUGACGUUGUUUUAAUAAAAAAUGUUUAAAAAAAUUAAAAA